CAACGGCGUGAACAAAUCAAGGUGUGGGCAGAGGCAAAACUCAAAAGAAAUGGGAUUGUUACUGAUACUCGGCCUAUAUGUUUCUUGUCUAAUGAUGCCCUCUUCUUUACACACAACAUUGGUUUCAGCUUAUCGGCAGGAAGACAAUUAUAUACGUCUGCACAGGAAGUUGUCGACUUGGGAAGGAAAUGAUGCACGCCUCUUACUGGCAAGUGCUGGUGGUCGUGGGGUUGGCGGAGUAAGUGGUGGUGGUGCGGCUGAGGGAAGUGGAAAUGGGGGAAACGACUUACCAGCAGGCGCAGGACUCAUUCCGUUGUAUGGAGCCGCAGCCGGUUCUGGUGCUGCAGCUGCCAACAAUAAUCGCCAUGGAAAUAAUAACCAUCACAAUGAUGCUACUCGCAUUAAUGGACACUACUACAUUGGGCUUUCAACAACAGUGGGCGCUGCUGCCAUAUUCACUUCAAUUCUUUUACAUUUGCAUGGCGGUGAGAUGUAAAAAUCUACGAGUUGUCAACACACACCAACUGUAGCAAAGAGAGUAGUCCAUCAUCUCUUAUCAGCGAUGGAUUACUUAAUUCACUAUGCUGUACUACUACUUGUGUCUGAGUACUUAAGAGUUUCUUGCUUGUGAGGCUGUUUGUAACAGCUGACAGCCUCUUAUUUUAUUACUUGCUUGUUAUUAAAUGAAAUUGAUAAAGUAUUCUCUCCUUAAACAA
Nelumbo nucifera (sacred lotus) is the source of this 716-nucleotide messenger RNA. The record is from RefSeq and is a predicted model, not a curated record. NCBI's taxonomy places the organism in Eukaryota, Viridiplantae, Streptophyta, Magnoliopsida, Proteales, Nelumbonaceae.